AUUUGUUUUGCGGAUAUAAGAAGCUUGAUCUUUGCGUUGACUUGCGAUCUUACAUAACUUCAACACCAAACGUCCUCCCAAGUCUCUCUCUAGACUGGAUUCCAUCUCCUACUCCUGCUCCUACGUUAACACAUAAAUUAUAUUUAUAGUAACACAGAUCUGGAAUCUAAAACCCUAGCUUUUCUCAAUUCCCAUUUAACAUCGGGUUAAUGUCGUCUAAAACAUUGCCCUACUCUAUCAAAGACAUACAAUACGAUAACGCCAAGUUUCGCCGACGAUCCUUGUUCCAGGUCAUUUCACAGACAUUUUUGACCAAUAAAAUGAAGCGUGAAUGUAUGUCAUGUAGCACAGGAAAGUUUCUAGCUGUAUUAAUGAUCUUUGGUUUGACAUAUCUUGUGAUCACUCAUGCAAGUCCUAUCCAUUCUGUAACUAGUGGUGUAGCUAGAGCUAUUGGGUCUAAACAAGGUGAUAAUUCCAUCAUGGAUGGUGGUGGCAUUGGAGUCAAAAGAUUUUGGAGAAAACCACCCAGGCUUCCACCUCAUUUGUCUCCAGAUGAAAUGAAUAUCAGCAAUAAAUCCACACACAACCCUGCAAAAUCAAAUCUUGAUUCUGAAUGGGUGGCUAAGCAAGAAAGUGUUAAAAAGGCAUUUAUUCAUGCAUGGUCUGGAUACAAAAAGUAUGCAAUGGGUUAUGAUGAACUUAUGCCAUUAAGUCAAAAGGGUAUUGAUGGGUUAGGAGGAUUAGGUGCUACUGUUGUGGAUGCUCUAGAUACAGCCAUGAUCAUGAGACUUGAUGAUGUUGCUUCUGAAGCAGGUUCUUGGAUUGAAAAGAAUCUUCCAGAAAGAAUAUGUAAUAAAGGUCAAGUGAAUCUGUUUGAAACAACCAUACGUGUUGUUGGUGGACUUUUGAGUGCUUAUCAUUUAAGUGAAAUGAAUCCAAACUCAACAAAGAAUGGACCUAAACCUUCUGUAUACCUAGAAAAUGCUAAGAAUUUGGCAGAUGUUCUUUUAACUGCCUUCACUUCAAGUCCAACUGCUAUUCCCUUCAGUGAUGUUGUUUUGCAAGAUCACAAAGCUCAUCCUGCUCCUGAUGGGUUAAGCAGCACUUCAGAAGCUUCCACUUUACAGCUUGAGUUUAAUUAUUUAAGUUUUCUUACUGGUGAUCCAAAGUAUAGUGUUGAAUCAAUGAAAGUGUUGGAACAUAUGAAAACUCUCCCGAAAGUUGAAGGACUUGUUCCAAUCUACAUUAGCCCUUCUUCUGGUGAAUUUUCUGGAAAUAAUAUUAGACUAGGUUCACGAGGAGACAGUUAUUAUGAAUACCUUAUCAAAGUUUGGCUUCAACAGAGACAAAAUAACUGGAGUUAUUUGCAUGAAAUGUAUGAAGAAGCAAUGAAAGGUGUCAAACAUCUUCUUGUUAAAAAAUCAAAGCCAAAUGGGCUGGUUUUUGUGGGGGAGUUGCCUGGUGGUGUUGAAGGUGGCUUUAGUCCCAAAAUGGAUCAUCUUGUCUGCUUCUUGCCUGGGACUCUUGCACUUGGAGCCACUAAAGGCAUUACAAAAGCAAAGGCAAUGGAAGAAAAUCUGCUCACUUUUGAAGACCUAGAAAAUUUAAAACUUGCAGAAGAUCUUGCUAAAACUUGCUAUGAGAUGUAUUCUGUCACUUCUACUGGUUUGGCUCCAGAGAUUGCUUAUUUCAAUUCAGAGGGUUACUCUGAGGAAAAUCUUGAUGGAGGAAACAAGAGUUCAGAGUAUAUUCAUGACAUUGUCAUCAAACAUGCUGAUCGCCAUAACCUUUUGCGCCCUGAAACCGUUGAAUCAUUGUUUGUUCUAUAUCGCAUCACAGAAGAUUCAAAAUAUCGUGAAUGGGGUUGGUCAAUUUUUGAGGCGUUUGAGAAGUACACAAAGGUUGAAUCUGGUGGCUAUACCUCUCUUGAUGAUGUCACCAUGCUUCCUCCUAGAAGAAGAGACAAAAUGGAGACUUUUUUCUUGGGUGAAACCCUAAAAUAUUUAUAUUUAUUAUUUGGAGAAAGUAACGUUAUCCCAUUGACCCAAUUUGUCUUCAACACAGAAGCUCACCCUAUUCCCAUCAUAACAACAACAACCAAAAAGGAAUAAUCCAUUCCUCUUUCAACAACCCAUAUUAUAUCAUUUGAGUUGAACUACAAACACCAACAGGGGUAAAAUGGGUACACAUCAACAAUUACUCAAAAGGGAAGCAAAUAGGAUAUGAUCAUGUUGAUAAUUGUUAUUCAGUGAACGCAUAAAAAAAAAAAAAAGAUAGAAUAUCUCUUGUUGUAACUGGUUUGCUUUUGAAGGCAAUGAUGAUGAGUUAAGAUUAUCCAA
This is a messenger RNA of Lactuca sativa (garden lettuce), 2339 nucleotides long. RefSeq names its product alpha-mannosidase 3 (gene MNS3). Gene Ontology annotation, biological process: mannose trimming involved in glycoprotein ERAD pathway; carbohydrate metabolic process. Gene Ontology annotation, molecular function: mannosyl-oligosaccharide 1,2-alpha-mannosidase activity; calcium ion binding. The record is from RefSeq and is a predicted model, not a curated record. Gene Ontology annotation, cellular component: membrane; endoplasmic reticulum; trans-Golgi network. Lineage: Eukaryota; Viridiplantae; Streptophyta; Magnoliopsida; Asterales; Asteraceae.